AUGACCUAUAUCCAUUGCGUCGGGAUCGGAAAAGCAACAUCAGCUGCAAUGUCGUCAAUCGAUCAAGCAAAGCAACCACAUGAGGUCGAUGAGGAGGUCCAGGAUGUUCAACCUACGAAGCCCGUGUCGCGAUUUACUCGCUGGUACCGCUCGCCUUUGUUCAACGUCAUCCUUGUAGGCCUGAUCUCCUUCACUCAACCUGGUAUUUGGAAUGCCCUCAACAGUACCGGCGCUGGUGGCCAGCAAGAGCCUUAUCUCGUCAAUGGCUCCAACUCACUCACUGUUGGUAUCCCUAUUACAGGGUAG
Colletotrichum lupini is the source of this 306-nucleotide messenger RNA. RefSeq lists its product as uncharacterized. NCBI's taxonomy places the organism in Eukaryota, Fungi, Ascomycota, Sordariomycetes, Glomerellales, Glomerellaceae. The record is from RefSeq and is a predicted model, not a curated record. The coding region runs from base 1 to 306 and encodes 101 amino acids. The transcript has 2 exons.